ACCUCGCAAGCCCUUCCGCCGAGUUCUGAGGAUCUUCAUCAAAAGGGGCAUCACAACUUAGGGCAAACAGAACCUCUCCGAUUACCUGUCUCCUUCUGAAUAACGCCUGUGCUUUGCGACAGCAUUAAUCCUCCUCGAGGCAUAUACAAACACUAUUGUUCGGAUAAUAAUCAGUCUACUAUCAGCAGAUCCGGCAAUUGGAGCUUACAUUGUCGACGCUUUUACUCCGUGAGCUGGCGGCAAAACAAGGUUGAAGAUAAACAACAAACCGGAGACAAUUGUUGCGGCCUCUUUCGCGCUCACAAGAACCUCGCACGACACGCCCUUACGACUCGAAAUAACGUCAGAAAAUAAUUUGCGCUUCAAUUGGGGACACCCUGUCCAUCUUUUGUUCGGCCGUACUGUUGCACAUUUGCACGGUCGUGCUACUACACUUCCAACAUGCGGCGCGGUGUCUUGAUCUUUCUCAUUGUCAACCUGCUCAUCAUAUCGUUUCUUGUGCGCAGUGUCUUCACCUUACUAUCCUUGCUGGUAGAAGAUGCCUCGGCCGAUGCAAUCCGUCACGCCGAGCUUCCCUCGCCAAAUUCAAGCUUAAUUGAACAACGGCCGCAGAUUAUACCCAAGAUCAUUCACCAGACAUACAAGAACGAGACAAUCCCAGAAGUAUGGCGGGAGGCUCAACAAAGCUGCAAAGAUCUGCACCCUGACUAUGAAUACAUCCUAUGGACCAACGAAAAGUCCCGCGAAUUUAUCAAGGACGAAUAUCCGUGGUUCCUCGACACAUUUGACGGCUACAAGUACCCGAUCCAACGGGCAGAUACUAUCCGAUACUUUGUUCUUGCUCACUUUGGCGGUACAUAUAUCGACCUUGAUGAUGGUUGCAACCGGCGAUUGGAUCCCCUCCUCUCCUACCCUGCUUGGGUGCGCCGUACCGUUCCAACGGGUAUUUCGAACGAUGCCAUGGGAUCCGUUCCCCAACACCCGUUUUUCCUUCGAGUCAUUGAAUUGCUGAAAUCUUACGACCGCAGCUGGCUGCUUCCUUAUAUUACCGUCAUGUACUCGACUGGUCCUCUCUUCCUGUCAGUGAUUUGGAAGGAAUACAUGCAAGAUAAACCGAGUGAGUCUGCACGGGUUCGGAUUCUCAUGCAGGAUGAAUACAACAAGUACUCGUGGAGCUUCUUCACUCACCAUGUCGGCAACAGCUGGCAUGGUAAAGACGCCAGGUUGAUUUUCUGGAUGGGUCAACAUUGGAUGUUCCUUACUGUUCUGGGUUUCAUCCUGGCCUCUGUCGUGGGAUUCUGCCUCUGGUGGGUCUAUGGGCGCAUGAUCCUCCUGAGCUCGAAAUACCGCUAUCGAUACUCGAAACUACCGGGCCUGGGUCGCUUAUCCUCCCCCACACGUCGAUCUCGAAGCAUGAUGCCUACGCUGCUUCGUCGUGUUAGCUUUAAAGAAGACGAAGAAUCCGCCCAUGUCACGGAGACCUCGUUCGAACUUUACAGCCGUCGCGAUUAAGGUUCUACGCCUCUUUUGUGACUGAAAUGUGACCCCGUGGUCACUUCGCAACGCAAUUUGAUACGACUCUUGCAUCCAGCAUUUCUUGUACCCACUAUUACCGAUGGUCCAACACUGUUCUGAGACACGCAGUUCUGGGCCAUGUUUCUCUGCUUAUUCGUGCAUGUAUGGAGUUUUUCUUGGGUCACGGAUUGACCGAAGCGCCUGUUUGGAUCAAAUGGUUGCUUGUACAUGU
This is a messenger RNA of Aspergillus novofumigatus IBT 16806, 1747 nucleotides long. RefSeq names its product glycosyltransferase family 32 protein. The coding region runs from base 442 to 1512 and encodes 356 amino acids. The transcript has 3 exons. The record is from RefSeq and is a predicted model, not a curated record. Gene Ontology annotation, molecular function: mannosyltransferase activity. NCBI's taxonomy places the organism in Eukaryota, Fungi, Ascomycota, Eurotiomycetes, Eurotiales, Aspergillaceae. Gene Ontology annotation, biological process: mannosyl-inositol phosphorylceramide biosynthetic process.